AUGGACACCUCGGGAGGUUCCCUCGUCAGUCUGAUGGCCAUUGGCGAACAACUCGUUCAAAUUAAAGCUCGCACAGCUCCCGAUUGUUCUGUAGCCACAGUUCAAUCGACACUAGCUCACAGUUUACUUGCCAUACAACGCACAACAGCCGGCAAUGAGUUCGUGUCCGGUUUGUUUACUAAUUUCUACACACAUUUUUACAAUAAUCCACCUUGA
Messenger RNA from Didymodactylos carnosus, 216 nucleotides. The record is from the annotation of a GenBank genome assembly. NCBI's taxonomy places the organism in Eukaryota, Metazoa, Rotifera, Eurotatoria, Philodinida, Philodinidae.